Molecule: messenger RNA, 1617 nt
Organism: Saxophila tyrrhenica
Lineage: Eukaryota; Fungi; Ascomycota; Dothideomycetes; Mycosphaerellales; Extremaceae
Gene: chk1
Product: Chk1 protein kinase
Exons: 2
Coding region: 1-1617 (538 amino acids)
Biological process (GO): protein phosphorylation; mitotic G2 DNA damage checkpoint signaling
Cellular component (GO): site of double-strand break; nucleus; cytoplasm
Molecular function (GO): ATP binding; protein serine/threonine kinase activity
Source: RefSeq, a predicted model, not a curated record
AUGCAAGUGGGUAUUGACAACCACCCCAGCAUCCGAAAAGCCACCCCGAAGAACGCCUCUGGCCCAGUCAUAGCAGUCAAAUUCAUCAACAAAGAGCACGCCUACCGCGCCGGCCGCCUACGCCCCAAACAACUCCACAUCGAACUCUCCCUCCACAAACACGUCUGUCCGCACGACAACAUCGUCCGCUUCAUCACCUACGGCGAGGACUCAGCAUGGAUAUGGCUGGCGCUGGAGCUUGCGGAAGGCGGUGAUCUCUUCGACAAGAUCGAGGCAGAUGAGGGCGUAGGAGAGGAGAUUGCACACUUCUACUUUACACAGCUAUGCGCUGCGAUAUCCUGGUGUCAUGGCAGGGGCGUGGCGCACCGAGAUAUCAAGCCGGAGAACAUGCUGUUGGAUGGAGAGGGGAAUUUGAAGUUGGCAGAUUUCGGGCUGGCGACGCAGUAUUUGGAUCUAAAGAGCGGGAAGCGGAAGUCUUGUGGUAUGGUAUGCGGGAGUCCGCCGUACAUUGCGCCGGAAAUACUGGCGGUGGGAAAUGCGAAUUGCAAGAGGAAGAAUGGGGAGGAUAAGGCUGGGUACGAUCCUUCGGUUACGGAUAUCUGGUCUUGCGCGAUCGUGCUGUUUGUGCUGCUGGUUGGAAAUACGCCGUGGGACUCGCCGGUGCUGGAGGAGAGCUAUGAGUAUCACGACUACGUUACGUCGAAGGGCAAGCCGCAAGAUGAGCUGUGGACAAAAGUGCCGAGCGCGGCAGUUAGUCUCGUGCGCGGGAUGCUGAGGGUGGACGCAGCAGACCGCUUCACCAUGGCCGAUGUACGAAAACAUCCCUGGUUCACAAAGCAAAACACCCACCUCAACGACAAGGGCAAAGUGGGAGACCCUAUCAAACUCGCCACUCAAAUGCUCGAGAGCCUGCACAUCGACUUCUCCGCCGACAAACCCGCAUCCCAACAGCAAUCCCGAUCCCAACCCGACGCCAUGGACAUCGACUCCCAACCCCCCGCCUGGACAAAACUCGCCUCCACCCAGCCAGAAACCCCCGUCGCCGAAGUGACCUUCGACUGGGAAGCGCCUCCUCGACUGGGCGCCGGUAUCAGCGCAUCGCAGCCCUUGACCUCGCACAUGGACCUCCCAGCCUCAAAAAUCGAUCACGCGGCCUUUCUGGCCGAACUCUCGGAAGACCCCUCCAUGUCCCAAUUCUCCGCCACCCCCUCCGUGCCCCUGACGCUAACCCAACAAGCGCGCAAAUUCAAAGACAUCGUGCCCUCGCACUCGCUGGCGCGCUUCCUGUCCAUCCUCAGCUUCGCGCAGCUCUUACCGCUCCUCCUCUCCGCACUCCACCGCCUCAACAUCCCCGUCCCCACGCCGUCCCAAGAAGCGCUAGAGGGCAGGAUGCGCAUGGUGAAUGUCCCGUUCAAAACCGUCGAUGCGCGGCAGCAGUUACUGCAAGGUAGCGUGGUGGUGGAGAAGCUUGGCAUGCAGACGCAGACGGGGCUGGAGGUGCUGGAGGUGCGGUUUAUCAAGGCCAAGGGCGAUCCGUUGGGCUGGAGGCGGUUGUUCAAGCAGGUUGCUGUGUUGUGUAAGGACGGUCUGGUACUGCCGGAGGGGCAUGGGGAUUAG